AUGGAAGGCGGUGAUUGCGAAGAAAAGACAGAUGUGGACUUACUGAAUGUGUCCUGUAAAUCGCCGUAUCUGGAACAGCUUAGCUGGUUAAGACAAUCAGUUAGACAUAUGAAGUUAAAUGAGCUAGAGCAGUUGAAAGUGUCUUUGUUGAACUCAUGUAAAUUUGCCAGUAUUGAACUUGAGAGAGAUAUAAGAUCUUUUUCCUUAAAAACACACAGUACGCUCGAUGAAACUUUGCAUCAAGGAACUGAUGCGCUGGAAGCUUUGAAAAAAAUCGCGUUGGAGAUUCUUGGUACGGAAAAAGCUGAACGCUUUUUUGACCAGCCAGACUGGGUUCCUUCAAUUUUAGCUGAAUUGGAGAAACUUUUGCAAGGUAAGGAGGAACAAGCUGUGGAGCUUCGGCAAGCUCUUGACGAGAAGAGGGCAGCAUUUAACAUGCUUGAGGAACGUUUGGAAGAGUACGAAGAAAAGUUGAAAAAUGCGAACAUCGAACCUUCCAGUAAUGCAUACGUUACUGAACUCGAAGAGAUGUUGAGCUCCAGGCAGGCAACACUGAAAGAGCAAAUUGAGAAGAACCAAGAGCUUCAACAGAAAUUAGAAGCGCUGGAGAAAUUUGAAUUGGAUUUAUCGGCUGUGGAUUCUUCUGGAACUGUUCCCGGAAAUAUCGUUGAACUGGGAGAUAUUCAUCUAGAAAAUAUUUGUGGGACAUUCUCAUUUUCGCAUCUUUUAGAGUGUUCUUUAUGA
This is a messenger RNA of Enterobius vermicularis (human pinworm), 744 nucleotides long. NCBI's taxonomy places the organism in Eukaryota, Metazoa, Nematoda, Chromadorea, Rhabditida, Oxyuridae. The record is from the annotation of a GenBank genome assembly.